UGUGUUGUAAACCUGUUUGAUCGAACAAGUCAAGUGACAGCCGAUUUGUUUCCGAUUUUAUCUGUGAUGCUCAUUGUUCUGAUUGCCAUCCUUCCUUUUUCCAUCUGAUCAGAAUGGAGAAUCCCUUACAGUUAUAAUUUGAUAGAGUGAAUUCCAUGUAGCGUUACAACUCAGUAUCUGAUUGAUUGUAUGGAACUUGUUUGGCAAAACAAGGGAAAACUGUUUAGGAUGAAGUUACUGGAGUAGAAUCAGUAGAUCGCGAAGUUCUCGUCUGCUCACUCUUACGGUCUUACCAGGAGAAAUCUUUCCAGAAUGAAUCCUAAGAUACCUGUGGAGGAUUCUCCGGAACUAGUGCUUCAGAUAUUGAAGAGCGUCGAUCUAGAAGCGUUUUUUCCGCGAAUUCGUGACGAACUGAACGUGACUCGUCUGGCACAUUUUGACCAUGUGAAGGCCAGUGAUCUGGCCGCCAUCCAGAUGGGCGGACCAGCGCGGCGCCGUCUGUUGGCCGCGGUGAAGGCCCAUCAGGACGCGAUGAAGCCGCCGGGAAUUAUGUCAGGAAUUAUCGAAAAGGUUUUGCCUAAAAACAAGACCAACCACCUUGCGAAGCCGGGAACUUCCGCAAAUGCAGCCCAGUUUCAUCUGCACACCUCCCAGCUGGAUGCCAGUAAAGUGGGAUGUUUGAUUAAUACCAAGGACGUGGUUAUCAAGGAGAAACUGGGCCAGGGAACGUUUGGCGAGGUGAUGCGCGCCGAAUGGACGCGACCGGAUGGACAAGUGGUGGAAACAGCCGUGAAAAUGUUACGCAGUGAAGCGGCGCUGCCCGGCGCAUUCUCCGAUUUCGUAAAGGAAGUCGACGCCAUGAUCGGACUGCACCAUCCGCAUCUCAUCAGUUUAUACGGGAUUAGUUUAUCCUCUCCCUACAUGAUCGUCCAGGAGUUGGCGCCGUUGGGAUCCGUGCUGGAUCGGCUGCGCAAAGAGUGCGGGCGGACGUCGGUGGCGCGCAUCUUCAACUGGGCCAAACAGAUCUGCCGGGGAAUGGAGUUUCUGGAGAGUAAACGAAAGGUGCAUCGGGAUUUGGCGGCGAGGAACAUUUUGCUGGCUUCUAUCGAUCAUAUAAAAAUUGGAGAUUUCGGUCUGACCAAGUCAAUCCAUCCGGAUGAAGACUGCUACACUAUGACGGAGCACAAGAAAAUCCCAUUCCCCUGGUGUGCGCCAGAGUGUUUGAAGUGGAAGAAGUUCUCCCAUGCCAGUGAUUGUUGGGCAUAUGGAGUGACGCUAUGGGAGUUAUUCACUUUUGGUCAACAUCCUUGGACCGGUUGUUCGGGCGCAAAGAUUUUGGAACUGAUCGAUCAAGAAGAACGCCUCAGUAAACCGGACGCCUGCCCAACCGAGAUCUACCAGAUGAUGUAUUCUUGCUGGCUCCAUCGUCCACAAGACCGGCCGAAUUUCGCGUCACUUGCUGCGUAUCUUCGCGAUAAAAGCCUCGAUACUCUCAGGGCGACCAAAACAUUUGAGGAAGAGGGGAAAUUAAAACUGCAGCCAGGCGAUGAGAUUAUCGUGAUUGAUGGACGAUUGGAAUGCUACUGGUGGACGGGGCAGAAUCAGCGCACUUAUGAUGUUGGACAGUUCCCUCGGGUUGCCGCUGCAUCCGGAAGAACGCGAAGGCAUUCCGACAUUAGCAAUCCGCUGCGGCAUUCCUUCGUCCACACGGGCCACGGUGACACGGAUCCGAGUAAGACCUUCGGCAGUCCGGCGGUCAUUGACGAGAUCUUCCUGCGCAAUCCCGUUCCCGCAGCGGAUCUGCUGGGCGAACUGGGAUCGCCCGCCGCCUCCGCCGCGCCCACUCCCCUCGAUCUCCAGGCUGUGACAUUGCCGAAACCGCCCGACAGCCGACGGAAUGCACGGGGCGCCUCCAGUGUCCCGUCCUCAUCCCCGCCGCGCGAUGCCCUGAUUGAUCUGUCGGAUGAUGCUCAUGUGUUGCAUCCGGGACUAACCCGGUUGAAUUCCCAGUCGGAGAGCAAUCUGGUCAGCUCGGAUUAUGGAUCUCAGUCCUCGCCGUUAUACUCCAACGAUUUGGCCCACAUUUCGCCGCUUCCAAGUUAUUUCAAUCUGCCGCCAGCGAACGAAUGGGGCGCAUCCCCGAGUAUCUAUCCCACUGCGCCGCCCUACUACUCAUUCAGUGAUCUGCGAGGAAGCAAAACCAGUACUCUUUCCAGUGGUUCCACGCCUGGGUUGCCGCAGCGACCGCAGACGUACGGAAAUGUCCUGCCGCCGGGUAAUUCGGGAAUGUUGAGCGGUCAGUCAACGGUCAUGCCCACCGUUACUGCGUUAUAUUCUCCCGACUACUAUAAUACUGCAACCCAAAUUCUGCGUCCGGCACCUCCGCCUCCAGUUUUCGCCGCUCCAUCCCAACCGGUCUCCCGCUCCCCGGGUGUUAUCCCGCCGCACAUCGCCGCGCUGCUCCUGCCACCUACCAAACCCGCCAACCCACCCAAAAAUCACUUUAAAUCCGAGCACAUCAUCAAAACCGUCCCCAUCACCGAUCUGGACGAUCCCUUCGACACUAGCCACCUGGAACGCGGCGUCUUGACCAAGGAGACAGUGGCGCCAAUCUACGCCACGGUGAAUAAGCCUACGGUGGCCCGCGUGACGCCGCUGCAGGUUACCCCCGGGAAGAGUCCCGCGGCGGCCGGGAACACGGGAUCGGUGCUGGAGGAUCUGGUGCGGAAGGUGCAGUACGCCGUCCCCGGGGAAGCGGCCAAGAACUGUCAGGCGGUGCUGCACAAGCAUCAUUUCGAUGUGGAGAAGGCCGUGGCGGCGUUGAAAGUGGAACGGCUGCUGCGGUUGGAUAUCGCGCCGGAGACGGUGUGCCGGAAGGUGCUGGAGAACUGUCAGUGGGAUGUGGAACGGGCCGGUGAGGCGCUGCUGUCCGGAACAUGAACGGUGGAUUUUUAUAAGAAAAGGUGAUUAUUUUUUUUGAUUUUUUUCUUGCACAAGUUGUUGGUUAUUAUUCCUUCGGUAAUAAAUCUCGAUGAAUUAGUAAUUAUUAUUAGAACAGAAUUUUACGCUUCUUUUUAUAAUUAAAUUGAUGGGGUUUUU
Molecule: messenger RNA, 3099 nt
Organism: Paramacrobiotus metropolitanus
Lineage: Eukaryota; Metazoa; Tardigrada; Eutardigrada; Parachela; Macrobiotidae
Product: activated CDC42 kinase 1-like
Biological process (GO): positive regulation of kinase activity; cell surface receptor protein tyrosine kinase signaling pathway; positive regulation of cell population proliferation
Cellular component (GO): basal plasma membrane; signaling receptor complex
Molecular function (GO): ATP binding; protein binding; transmembrane receptor protein tyrosine kinase activity
Source: RefSeq, a predicted model, not a curated record